This is a messenger RNA of Colletotrichum abscissum, 519 nucleotides long. RefSeq lists its product as uncharacterized. The transcript has a single exon. NCBI's taxonomy places the organism in Eukaryota, Fungi, Ascomycota, Sordariomycetes, Glomerellales, Glomerellaceae. The record is from RefSeq and is a predicted model, not a curated record. Gene Ontology annotation, molecular function: DNA-binding transcription factor activity. Bases 1 to 519 code for a protein of 172 amino acids. Gene Ontology annotation, biological process: regulation of DNA-templated transcription.
AUGACCCGUGUUUCACCCGAGAUGAGAAGGAAAAGAAAUCGAGAUGCUCAGGCCAAGCACCGGAAGAAGAAGCAAGAAGAAACUAGACGCCUGCAAUCAGAAGUGGAACAUCUCCGCAGAGAACUGCAGGAAGUCCGUGACGCCAUGGCAAGCAACGACAUGCAGCGAUUGAAAUAUAUUGUGCUAGGUGAGAUGCGGCCUUCGACGCCUCAGCCCGAUGCGUCAAGCACAGUCGAGUUAGGCACGCCAAUCACUGACGGAGGGUACGCCGAGUCGUCCGAUCCUUUCCCCAUAUCAUCUAUCAUUCCCUAUUCGAACUACAGCACCCUCGACUGUACGCUCCCCCUAGCAGAGUAUAACCCUUACCCCGCUACUACAUUUCAAACAUCAUUCACAGAAGGCUACAACCAAACCCUGCCAUGGAACUCGCUUCCCUCGGUUCCGGCAUUGCCCAGCAUUGGGUUUUCGGAGUUAUUCGACAUGCCAUCGUGGCUUGACCCGCAGCUGAUGAUUUCAUGA